Messenger RNA from Bemisia tabaci, 1139 nucleotides. NCBI's taxonomy places the organism in Eukaryota, Metazoa, Arthropoda, Insecta, Hemiptera, Aleyrodidae. The record is from RefSeq and is a predicted model, not a curated record.
CUUCGGAUUCUCGUUUCCGCGCCGAACCGUUUCCACGCCGACCGCCUCGUCCUAUGCGCUCGUCCCUGUGAUCCGACUCCAACCGCCUCGCCCUCGUCAUUUUUUCUAAGCGCUGUGCUUGUCGUCGCGCGCUAAUUUCCCCUCCGGCCGUGUCUGUGAUCCUCUUCUUCCUCCCCGUUCGUGUUUUCCCUCGCAGUGAUCUGUGUGUCCAGAGUGUCAAGUGAUACCCGAAUUUUGGAGUUAUAAUCUCUUCGACUCUCAUCAUUCAACUCCGCCACCAUGAAUUUCUGGGUGAGGUCGGGGGUGAUAACCUUCCUGAUCUUAAUACUUUCCGGUGUAGUCAAAGCUCACCUCCACUUUAUACGUCUGGCCUUACUUGCCGCCAUGGGUCUCAUCGGCUUGUACCUCAUCCACAAAUUGGCCCAGGACUGGAACAAAAUCCGUGGAGGUGGUGGAGGAGGUGGAAGGCCGGGGAGAGUCCUGGGGCUCUUCAAAAGAUCUGCUCCGGAAUACACCGAGCUAGAUCAAAUGGUUGAUGACUCUUUCGACCACCUACCAACAUUCGAGUCAAUUCUAAGUCAAGACCCAAUGGGUUGUGCACGUCGGUUGGUGUGCCAAAUCGCAGCUAAACCAACUAAAGACCUGCAGCCUGACGAAAAACAAAUCCUCAGUGUUCUCAGCGCCGAGGACGGAUUCGGUCCAGACCCUGCUCGAGACCAGUUCAAAGCUGCAGCAGCACUGGGCCGAAAAAAACGCUCUGAGUUCGUUUGCUUAAAAACCUUCAGAAAAUGCCACUUCACCGCCAACCAGAUGCUUAAACUUGUCAGGCUCUUCAGCUGAUCUGAAAUAAUCAAAGUCAUCUUAACAGCAAAAACCAAAAAAAAUCGAUAAUGUUUAAGCCUUAUAGUUCAUGUAAGUAAAUUUGACCGUAGUUUUACGAACACAGUUGAGCAUCUGCAUGUGUGAGAUAGUUACCCGCAAUGAACCUGAAGUUACCUUUUUUGAGACCAACGUUCAGCUGAUGUAGAUUAGUUUGUCCAGUCAUAUCUGUCCAUUGACGUUUUUUAAGUCAUGAAAAUAGCUCUAUCUUUCUCUCCGUUCGAAAAAUUGAACAUAAUGUCAUAUUUUCAAACUUGCCA